AUGGCCUUCACAGACCUGCUGGAUGCCCUGGGUGGCGUGGGCCGCUUCCAGCUGGUCUACACAGCCCUGCUGCUGCUGCCCUGCAGCCUGCUGGCCUGCCACAACUUCCUGCAGAACUUCACGGCCGCCGUGCCCCCCCACCACUGCCGAAGCCCCGCCAACCACACUGCGGCUGCCACCAAUGACUCGGGGGCCUGGCUGAGGGCCACAGUGCCCCUGGACCGGCUUGGGUCCCCCGAGCCAUGCCAGCGCUUCACAGAACCUCAGUGGGCCCUCCUGAGCCCCAACACCUCCGUCCACAGGGUGGCCACGGAGGGCUGCAGGGACGGCUGGGUCUACGACCGCAGCAUCUUCCCAUCUACCAUCGUGAUGGAGUGGGAUCUGGUGUGUGAGGCCCGCACCCUCCGCGACCUGGCUCAGUCCAUCUACAUGGCCGGGGUGCUGGUGGGCGCCGCUGUGUUUGGCAGCCUUGCAGACAGGCUGGGCCGCAAGGCCCCCCUGGUCUGGUCAUACCUGCAGCUGGCGGUUUCGGGGGCGGCCACGGCGUACUUCGGCUCCUUCAGCACCUACUGCGUCUUCCGGUUUCUGAUGGGCAUGACCUUCUCCGGCAUCAUCCUGAACUCCCUCUCUCUGGUCGUGGAGUGGAUGCCCACCCGGGGCCGGACCGUGGCAGGGGUCCUGCUGGGCUACUCCUUCACCUUGGGUCAGCUCAUCCUGGCCGGAGCGGCAUACCUGAUCCGCCCCUGGCGGUGGCUGCAGUUGGCUGUCUCUGUUCCUUUCCUCAUCUUUUUCCUCUAUUCUUGGUGGCUGCCAGAGUCAUCCAGAUGGCUCCUCCUUCAUGGCAAGUCCCAGCUAGCAACGCAGAACCUGCGGAGGGUGGCUGUGAUGAACGGGAGAAAGGAGGAAGGGGAGAGGCUGACCAAGGAGGUGGUGAGCUCCUACAUCCAGAGUGAGUUUGCAAGUGUUCGCACCUCCAACUCGGUCUUGGAUCUUUUCCGAACCCCAGCCAUCCGUAAGGUCACGUGCUGUCUCAUGGUGGUCUGGUUCUCCAACUCCCUGGCUUACUACGGCCUGGCCAUGGACCUGCAGAAGUUUGGGCUCAGCGUAUACCUGGUGCAGGUCCUGUUCGGGGUCAUAGACAUCCCGGCCAUGCUGGUGGCCACCACCACCAUGAUUUAUGUCGGCCGCCGGGCCACAGUGGCUUCCUUCCUCAUCCUGGCCGGACUCAUGGUGAUCGCAAACAUGUUUGUGCCGGAAGAUAUGCAGACCCUGCGCACCGCCCAGGCGGCCCUGGGCAAAGGCUGCCUGGCCAGCUCCUUCAUCUGCGUGUACCUGUUCACGGGAGAGUUGUACCCCACGGAGAUCAGGCAGCUGGGGAUGGGCUUCGUCUCUGUCAACGCGCGCCUCGGUGGCCUGGCGGCGCCCCUGGUCACCAUGCUCGGGGAGUUCAGCGCUGUCCUGCCGCCCGUGGGCUUCGGGGCCACCUCGAUCCUGGCCGGGCUGGCCGUCUGCUUCCUGGCUGAGACCCGCAACGUGCCGCUUGUGGAAACCAUCGAGGCGCUGGAGAGGAGGGUCAAGGAGGGACUUUCCAGGAAGGAGGCAGAAGAGAAAGGUGAAGAAAUUUCUCUUCAGCAGCUGGGAGUUUCUCCCCUUAAAGAAACCAUCUAA
Molecule: messenger RNA, 1668 nt
Organism: Vicugna pacos (alpaca)
Lineage: Eukaryota; Metazoa; Chordata; Mammalia; Artiodactyla; Camelidae
Gene: SLC22A20
Product: solute carrier family 22 member 20
Biological process (GO): transmembrane transport
Cellular component (GO): membrane
Molecular function (GO): transmembrane transporter activity
Source: RefSeq, a predicted model, not a curated record